GAGUGAGAGAGAGUGCGAGUGCGCGCGCGAGGGAGCGAGAGACAGAGCCAUGUCCUCACCGAGCAAAAAGGUGAAGAAGCUCGAGGACUCGGACAGGAGUGACGGCGACGGGGCCACCGAAAGCCGCGAUUACGACGUCGAAAUCCAAAAGGCCCUCGAAGAGAUCGACGGCUGCCAGAACCAGAUUGACGGCCUGAAUGAGAAGGCUAGCGACGAGAUUCUCGAGGUCGAGAAAAAGUACAAUAAGCUGCGGAAACCCUACUUCCAGAAGCGUAACGACAUCAUUAAGAGGAUACCCAACUUCUGGGUGACGGCCUUUGUCAAUAAUAAAAAAAUAGCUGAUAUUUUAGAAGAAGAAGAAGAAGAUGCAUUACGUUACUUGAAUAAACUAGAAGUAGAAGAAUUUGAAGAUAUUAAAUCUGGUUAUCGAAUUAAUUUUUAUUUUGAUGAAAAUCCAUACUUUGAGAAUGAUGUACUUACCAAGGAAUUUCACCUCGGUUCGUCUGGUGAUCCAGCAUCUCAAAGUACAAAUAUCCGUUGGAAAGAUGGUGCUGAUUUAUCUAAACGAGGAAAAGCAAAGGCAGCGAUGAAAGUGAGGAAAAGGCCAUUAGGACAUAGGUCAUUUUUUGAUUGGUUUACGGAUCAUGGAGAUCCAAGUUCGGAUGAGAUUGCUGAACUUAUUAAAGAUGAUCUUUGGCCAAAUCCUUUACAGUAUUAUUUGGCACCAGAUAUGGAAAUUGAAAAUGGCAUUGAAGGCGAUGGUGAUGGUGAAGAAGUAGAUAGUGAAGAAGAAGAGGAGGAAGAUGAAGAUGGUGCGGAUGAAGACGGUGACGAUGUAGGUGAAGGAGAAGAGGGUGACGACAGUGUAGAAAUCAUGGAAGAUGCAGGGGAUGAAGAGGAAGAUGAUGAAGAUGCUGCUAAUGAGAAUGACGGAGCACAUGAAGAGGAAGAUUAUUUAGUUCAACUCGUGCAAAAAAUUGAAAAUAAUCGGUAAAAUUUAAUAACACGUAAAAAUUAAGUAACUCACAAACAUUAAA
Molecule: messenger RNA, 1037 nt
Organism: Ceratosolen solmsi marchali
Lineage: Eukaryota; Metazoa; Arthropoda; Insecta; Hymenoptera; Agaonidae
Gene: Set
Product: NAP domain-containing protein SET
Exons: 4
Coding region: 50-994 (314 amino acids)
Biological process (GO): nucleosome assembly
Cellular component (GO): nucleus
Source: RefSeq, a predicted model, not a curated record